GAAGCGUCCGGGAGUCAUGGCCGCAGCAGGGUCCCAGCAGCUCCAGUUCGCAGAAGGCGCCGCUUUCCCCAUCUUCCCCGCCGCGCAUCCCGGAGGGCAGCUGCUCCCAGCCGUGCGCCCAGCCUCUGGGCUGCCCCCGGCGCCCCACGACUCUCGCGCUCCAGCAGCCACGCAGUGCUUUCCAAGCCGGGACCCCAGUCCCACAGCGCAGACCCCCGCCGGCCUGGAUCCGCCCGGACCCUCCAAAGGCUCGGCCGCCCCGUCGGCGCCGCAGCGCCGCAAGCGCACGUCGUUCAGCUCGGAGCAGCUGCAGUUGCUGGAGCUCGUCUUCCGACAGACCAUGUACCCAGACAUCCACUUGCGGGAGCGCCUGGCUGCGCUCACGCUGCUACCCGAGUCCAGGAUCCAGGUGUGGUUCCAGAACAGACGGGCCAAGUCCAGGCGCCAGAGUGGGAAGUCUUUUCAGCCCUUAUCCUCAAGGCGGGGAGUUUUUCUCCACUGCCCUGCUCCUGGGACUGAAGCUAGGUGUUUGAAGCCUCAGCUGCCCCUGGAGGCAGAUGUGAACCACGUUCCAGAUCCCAGCAUGGCCGGAGGAGGUGUCUGCACAUCUGGUUCUCAGAGUUUUGAAACUUAUUCGUCUCUCUCUGAAGAUAUUGGCUCAAAGUUGGACUCCUGGGAGGAGCACAUCUUUUCUGCCUUAGGUAACUUCUGAGAAUUCUGGGAGCAUUGAGGAUGCACUCAGGGAGAUCUGUGAGAUUCGAAGAAGAACACUCUCCUGGCUGGCCAUGGCCUUGGUUCUGGAUCAUCUCUCACAUUU
This is a messenger RNA of Mus caroli (Ryukyu mouse), 817 nucleotides long. RefSeq names its product Mix paired-like homeobox (gene Mixl1). The record is from RefSeq and is a predicted model, not a curated record. NCBI's taxonomy places the organism in Eukaryota, Metazoa, Chordata, Mammalia, Rodentia, Muridae. Gene Ontology annotation, biological process: regulation of transcription by RNA polymerase II; endoderm development; hematopoietic progenitor cell differentiation. Gene Ontology annotation, molecular function: RNA polymerase II cis-regulatory region sequence-specific DNA binding; DNA-binding transcription activator activity, RNA polymerase II-specific.